This is a messenger RNA of Ectocarpus sp. CCAP 1310/34, 7759 nucleotides long. NCBI's taxonomy places the organism in Eukaryota, Phaeophyceae, Ectocarpales, Ectocarpaceae. The record is from the annotation of a GenBank genome assembly.
AUGCGCCUACACAGACUAAUCCAACAAUGGACGAACAAAAUAUCCACCGACCCAACCACGUUCCGUUUGUGCACAAAGGCGGAGCGCGUGAGACUCCAGACGCUCGCCGAGGAGUUCGCAAGCCUGUUGGCAGAGGCGGUCAAGAGCGCUUCCACUCCUACGGCGGGGGAAGCGGCGCAGGGCAACUCCAUCCCGGAGCCGAAGCAUUUCUGGCUCGUGCCCAUUCUGCACAGGCUCGCAGACAUCGCGGAGCGACUGGAGCUACCUCGGCACGUACAAUACAAAACUCAACAAGCACGUCUCCCCCCCGUUGCGCCUCAGGCGUCGUACUGCCGGCAACCGGGCGUCAACGUCUUCGAGAACCGCAGAUACUUAUACCCGAUCGGGCAGGCAAUUCGCCAGGCAACGAUGGGCACGUUAGACGACGACCGCUACAGCCAGCCCACCCGCUUCGUCACCAGCGUCCUCUUCGGCCUGUUGAGGAGCGGGGGAGGGGUGGGCGGCGGGGCUAUCGUGCUGGCCGCCGUGUGCAGGUUCCUGUGUGCCGUAUCGAUGGCCACGGUGGACCAGGGCUCCCGUACCGCCCCCCCGCCCCCGGUCCCCGCUCUUCUCAGCGAGGAGGUCGAGAUCUACGAGCAGGUGCUGUCGUGGGCACGGGGAGGGGCACCGCCUGCCUCCGGCGGCGGUGGUAGCUUCGACGCGGCCGCUGCGCAAGCUGCGAUAGAGAAGGGGCGGGAAUUGGUCCGCUUGAACAUGAGGGCUGCUAACCCGGAAGAGGGAAGCAAGAGCGGUGCCGGGGACAAGGGGAAAGGCAAAGCGAAGGUGCCGAAGACGGUGGCGGCUGCGGCGGAACAAGCCUCUGGGGCCCCCGCAGGAGGAGGGAGUGCCUCGUCAGGGAGGGGCACGGAGGUUUCCGAGGCGGAGGUGGCGGGUGCCGGGACGACCGCGCCAGCAGAGUCCCCACAAGCGACGGUAGCAGCAGCGGCAACAAUGCCGCCGACGGCGGCAGAGAUCCUCGCCGACCGUGCGUCGGCGGAGGCGGAGCUGAGGGCCCACGCGACGGGGCUGCUCGCGGCCGGGCUCCUCUCCAGGGAGCUGUCCGACCUCAUCGUCAACAAGGGCUUCGCGGCCCACCUGGUGCAGAGGCUGAGGGAGGGACCGGUGGCGGACCACCUGCGGGCCGAGGCCGCCAAGGAGAACCACCGGAAGGCGUCAUCAGGCGACGGCUUGGCGCGGGACGGGGGGGGUUCUGCGGGUGGGCAAAGCGGGGACCCGUCGGUGGCCGUCGGCGCCGCGGCUGGUUCUGCCGCCGCUGCCGGCGGCGGCGACGGCGCUCCUGCUGCUGCUGCUGCUGCUGCUGUCGGCGCAGCGGAGGCGUCGGCCGCACAACAGCCGGCACCGACGUACGGACGUUGGGCUAACGUCGCGGCGGUGGAGGCGGAGCACGUGGCUGCGUGCAUGAGCGGCAUCGGCGGGUACCAGGAGAUCUUGACCCCGCUGUUCAGCGGGGAUGGCUUAGCCGUGGUGGACCUCCUGCUGGCGAACCCGCAGCUGGAGAUCAGGGGGCACGCCGUGGAGCUGCUGUCUACGCUGCUCGUACACAAGAAGGUGGGAUUGGCGUUUGUCCGACGGGGGUGGGUCCGGACUCUCCUUCGACUGGGGGCUCUCGACGACGGGAAUGCUUUCCUGGAGCCCGAGGUGGGCUACUGCCUCCACGUGCUGGCCUCCAGCGGCGGGGUGAUGGAGGCUGUGUGCAGAGCGCAGUUCUGGGAGUCGGCGAUGCGUUUCCCGCCGGCUCUUGAGGCGUUCGAUCAGUACGGAGGCGUGUCCAAGCUUGUCUAUCUCCUGCUCCCAACCGGGCAGAGCUACCCGGACGGGGCUGCUGCUUCUGGGACGGGCGCGGGCGGCCGCGGUCGCACCGUCGCCGCUGCCACCGGUACAGAAUCCACCGGCGCAAGCGCACGCAGCAACGGAGAAUCGUCGUCACCCCCCAGGCAGCGGAUACGGUGGUGGCGCAGUUCGCUCGAUGCGCCCAACGGCGGCAGUGGUCUUGCUGGGGGGCAGGGGCAAGGUGGCGGCAGUUCCUCGGCGACGCCCCAUCGCCGUACGCAGGUGACUCUGGGCGCUUGCGGUUGCGUCCGGCAGUACCUCAGGUGCAGCCUCGCGCUCGCCGUGCUCAAGCAACGGGGGGGCUCCGCGGCGGCGGGCGGGCACGUCUCCAGGUAUCACCACCACCAGCAGCAGCAGCGUGCGCGUCGAGGGAGCGAUUCGUUGUCGGAGGCGGCGGCGGCGGCGGCAGGAGUAACGCCUCCUUCACCGUCUUUGUCGCGGGCGCCCGGGCGACAGGCCUGGCAGUGCAAGCCUCUGGCAGUAGAUGACGCCAGCCACGCGGCGAAUGUGGCGGCGGUGAAAGGGCAGGGAGGGUUGGGGGGCGGCGGGGAAGGAAGGACGGCGGCGGGCGUGAGGGACAGGGAGGCCGUGACCGUGCGGCUUGGGAUGCAGUGGUCCCCGGCGGUACAAUUGAUGCACCAUCGUGGCAUGCAGGCGCUCAUCAACGUGGUGGACGCUAUGUUGAGCCAGAGGACGGGGGCCGAAGCUGUGGUAUACGCGCUCGAUGCCCUCGGGACAGCAGCUCUCUGCCCCCUGGUUUACCCGGAGUUCUGCCGCGCGGGCCCCAACUCCCCCGCGGGCGACGGCGAGCGGUCAUCGUCCACUCCCGCCCGCGACGGCAGCGACGGUGAAGCCGCACGAUCGCAGCCCCCGCUGCCGCCGCAGCCCGGUGGCGGUAGGGCGUCCUCCGGGAGCGGGGGGCGCCGUGGCGCAGGCGGAAGAAGCGCGAGGCGUGGCGGUGGUGGGCGGUCGGGGGAAGGUGAUGAGGGAGGAGGUGGGGGCGGCAGCGGGGGAGGAGCGCUCCCGCGCAACCGUCUGGGGGUGGACGUGUUGCUGGAUGCGGCGGCGGGGGUGCGGCAGAAGGAUCCGGGGGUGAUGUGCGCCGCUCUGGAUGUGCUAGACCGAUGCUGUCGGCCGCACAAGGGGUGCGGGCCCUUGAUUCAACCGGGAACGGCGACUUCCUCCUUCGCCGCCACCGCCGGCGGCGACUCAACGGCAACUCAGCCCGGCGGCGCCACCGCCGCUAGCAACAGUCACAGCGGCAACAGCAGCAGCAGACCUCUACACGACGGCGGCGGCGGCGGCAGUAACAGGUCGGGACCGGCUGCCGCAGCCGGAGGAAGAGGGGGCACCGCAGAUGGGUGCGGGGGGGUCGUCGGGGCGGAGUUCAAGCGGCCCUCGGCGAGCGGCGACCCUGCCGUGGCAAUCGGGUACAGAAACAACCUUCGCCUCGUCAGCGGCGGAAGAAGCUCGCCUAGGGGAGGCGGCGGCGGCGGCGGCGGCGUUACAUUUGCCGCCGGGUCCCGGCGUGACGGUAGCGGUAGCGCACAAGGCAGCGGUGAUUGCGUGGUGGACGACCGGCUCCAGCGCCCCAUGCGCAAGCUGAUCAGGGAGAGUAACGGGCUCCGGGUGCUCGUGGGACUGCUGCGCUACCGGAGGCAGGUGGUCGCCGCGGACGCCGUCCGGUUGAGGGCGGCGAUGUGCCUCCUGGGUCUGGCCCACGACGUCCACAUCGCGCAGAUGCUUGAGAAGAUGCGCAUCACCGCCACCCUGAGCGACACCGUGCGUGCGGGCCCAGUGGUUGGCAGGAACGUGGAGACGUACUCCAAGUUGCGGGAAGCGGCCAAGCAGAUUAUCGCGAGGGUCGCCGGCCGGUUAAGCGGCACGGUGGGCAAGAGCGGCCUCAUGGACCCGGCGGUAACCGGCCUCGAGCGAGCCGCUGUCGUAGCCAACACGCCCAUAACCUUCAGGUCGAGGGAGCUUCUGGGGAUCAUCCACGAAUACCUCGCCGCCAACGGACUCGCCGGCGCCGCGGAGGCGUUGGCCUCAGAAGCGGGGAUAACGCCGGGCAUGACGGCGGCGGCUGGCGGCGGCGGCGGAGCGGGCGAGUCUCCCCUCCCUAGCUACGCCGCCGCCGCCGCCGCCGCCGCCGACGGGUGGAGCGGCGGCGGGACAAGCGCCCCGCUAGCGACGGAAUCGGCGGCGAAGCUAUUGCCACCUGCGCUGCUGUCGCCUGCCUCUUGCUCCGCCGGCCCGGAGGCUGACCGGAGGAGAGCUGGGGGGAGGAGCGGGGGUAGCCGUGAUGGCAACCCCGAGGGGGACAAGAAGGGCGGCGCUAGGGGGGUUAAGCGGUUGUCCUUUUCCACGGCGGCGGCGGCGGGGGGAAAGGGGAAGGGCGUCGCCGCGGGAUCAGGCGGCACCGGCGGCGGCGGCGGCAAGAAAGGGGGGGAGGCAAAGGCGGGGACGGCAUCAUCGUUGAAGCGGUCGACCUCUCGCUCUAGAAGUUCGGCAGCCGGCUAUCCGGAGGGGGAGGGAGCGGGGGCCGCGAAGCGCCCUAGGCUCGCGAACCCCGACGCCGGUCCAAGCACGGAGGUUGGCGACUCAAGUCAUGCCGACGAUGGUGAUGAGCCCAAGAGCAAGCAAGUAAAAGAAGAACAUGAUGCGGCAGAACUGAGGGAUAUCGGCGGUAGCGGUCGCCCGGCCCCCCGCACCCGCGCCCGCUCCCCCGCCAUACCGGCGAUGACGCCGAUGGGGCGAGCGGGAAGGAUAGCCGCCGCUUUCUCGUCGCCGAGCUACUUCGGCGAUUGCGGCGCCGGGCGACAUAGCGGGAACCCUGCGGCAGCCUCCGGUCACCGACGACGGCCGCCGCCGGGCGGUGUCCCGCCGAAGGCGGGCGCGACGCCGGGAAAGACCUCUUCCCGGGCAGAAGGAGGGGGCGGGAGCGGGAGCGGGGGGGGGCGGGCGCGAGCGAAGCCGGAGCGGUCGUCAUCUACGUCGUCACGGCCGAGUACCGCCUGCUCCUCUCCGUUUUCCGGCGGCGGCGGCUGCUCGUCGUCGUCUGCGAGCGUCGCCGCGGGCCGGGGGAAGCGCUCUACGAGGACGGCGACGGCGACGGCGGUCUCCUCGGUGCCUGCUGCUGCUGCCGCCGCCGCCGCCGCCGCCGGCGGUGGGGGUGCUUGCGCUGGUGGCGUUACCGAGGGACGGGGGGCGAUGACGACGCCCCGUGUCGCCGGCGGCGAGCGGGAAGACGGCAGUUGGGCGGCGGCACCGCCAGUAGGGACUCCGCGUAGUCUUUACAACAACGGCGACCCGUCGGUGUCACCGUGGACGGCGACGGCGGCGGCGGCAACAGCCCCUUCGGAAAAGGGUGGUUGCAGACGCGGAGGGAAAGGUGCCGGUUCGCUCGAGAGCCGGCGCGGCGGCGGAGGCGGCCAGCGAGGAAGAGGAAGAGGGACCAUAGCAGUCGGCGGCGGCGGCGGCGGCGGCGGUGGCACUAGGCGAGAAGGCGGCGAUGGAGCUGCUCCUGCUGUCGCGGGAACGACGGCUCUCGACAAGAUCGUCACCAGCUUCUUGAGGAACCAGCACGAGCGGUGCUCGGAUCCCAUUUGCGUGUUGCCCCCGCUGUCGCUCUCCGAACCGCACCAGUGCCCCGGGAGGACUCCCGCGGGGGCCAUGGGAUCCGGGGCGCCCCCGAACGUUGCAAAACGCGCGCUUGCUUGGCAGGCGGUACCACCCCUGGGAGGAAGGGGAGGCGCUCGACUACAAAAAGAGUUCGUUUACUCCCGGUUCCGGCGGAUCCGAUCCAUACAAGACCCGGAAGAUGUCAUCACUGCUUCCUCGUUUGCCAGGAGGCCUGGGGGGGGCGCCAGCCGCUUGUGGGUCGGCACGCACGUUGGAGUUGUGAAACUCUGGGAGACGUUUUCGAUGAGCGUCGAGGGACGAUGGCGAGUGAGCCAGCACCCGGUGACGAGCAUCGAGCAGCACCCGGGGGACAGUAGAGUCGGCCGGAGCCUUCCAGCAGGAUCGGGCAUGUCACCUUUGCUCCUUACCAGCGUUGGCUCCGGCUUCGAUUCGGAAGCCUUGUUGUGGAAAGCCUUAGGCAGGACGGACGUUAAUCCCGAAGAUGCCGACCAGCAGGAAGAGCAGCCGCUAUUCAGGUGGCAAGGGCUUCGCGCCGCUCGCUUCGACCACGGGGGCACCCGCGCCGCGGCGGUCGUCUACCCACAGAUCGGAGGGCUCGGCGAGGACCAGCGGUACAUUCAGACGUGGGGUGCUCAGGUCCUGGACGUGGAAACCGGCAGCGUGUUGGCGAGGCUCUGGGACGCGCGGUCGCGGCCCCUGUACCCGCUCCCGAACAUCGGGUUCAACGCGACGGACGAUCUAGUGGUCACCGACGGGGCUCUCUGGGACCCCAGGAGAGGGCUCCGCGUGUAUCAGUUCGACAAGCUCGGUGGCGGCGGGGGCUUCGGGUUGUUCCACCCCAACGGCAACGAGGUCGUGGUAGACGAAGGAGUUUGGGACCUGAGGACCCACCGCCUGCUCCGGACACUGCCCUGCCAGGACGGGACUGUCAUGAAGCCGGACCCCGGGGGCGACGUAUUAUACACCUACAAACCAGCGCCGGCCGGAGACUUCUUCGACCUGCCGCAGAAGCGUGCAGCCCAAGACACGUGUUUCGGCGUGCUUGACUCGUCGACCUACGACCAGAUCCACUCGCACGACACGGAGAAGGCCGUGAUUCAGCUAUCGACGGAUGAUGGGGGCGGUGAUGGCAGCUGCAUCUCCGUUGUGGAACGGGCGGAUCCGCUGCUCAACACCGUGGAUACCGUGUGCUCGCUGUAUGAGAUCGGUCGAAAGCGCCCUGACGAAGCUGACUCCGACCUGGACGACGCCAUGUCCGAAGACUCCGACGAAGAGUGGGAGGACGCGGACCACUCUGACGGGGGCGACGAUCUUCUUGAGGACGGGCGUUCCCGAUGGACCGCGCGCGGCGGCAGCUCGGGAGAUAGCGAUGACAUCCUCGUGGACGGCGGAAGCAGUGGCAGUGAUAGCGGUAGCGAUGAUGGUGCCGGCACCAGCAGCGGUAGUGAAAGCGAUAUCUUCCAGAGCUUACUUCGGAGACGAGGGGGUGGUGCCGUCUACGAUGCUGCGAGUGCCAGCGGAAGCAGUUCGACGGAUGAUUGGCUCGCUAGGCGGCGGGAAAAUAGGCGGCGGAUAGCACGGCGACGAGGUGAAGUUUCAUCAACGGACGACUCGAACGAAGACGACGAUUCGGAUGAGGAAGUGGAGGACGGUGACGACGAAGAGGAGACAGAGAACUGACGAGACCAGUGGGUUUGACGGUAGAGAAAUGGGGCGGUUCGGAAAAAACCACUUCUCCCGAGCCCCGGAACGAAGUCAGCGAGUCUUCUGGUGCUCCAGGGGGAAGGGACAAAGCCAGACGAUACGGAGGUCGACAGAAAUCUCUUGGUAAAUCGUUUCUAGCUGGUGUCGCCACCACUGCUAACCGACAGGAACGGAGUGAGUGACCCGUAGUUGUGUAGGAUUUGCCACGACAACAGGUGGGAAUCGCACAUGGAGAACGGGUGCACAGGAACGCAAGGCCGAUGUGAGGGUCGCGUGGGCAUGACUUCGCGUGGUAGACAACCCACCAUGCGGCCAGACGCGGUGUGAUAACGACAGACAGGUUUGCAUCCCAGUCCGCCCGGGAGGCGGUUCUCCAUCCUGCGGGGCCACAGGUUGUUUCAAGGUUUCUUCUUCCAACCGUUGUUGCCAGACGAAUGCGCUGCUUUGUUGUGACGUCUUGUUCGGUGUUCGGUGAUUUGUGUAUGUUUCUCCACCCAAGCUGCUGUUUGGCCUCAUUGCCUUC